CCUCGUCCUUAUCAUCGUUUUCGCUCUCCUACCUUUACUGCCACGAAAGAAACCCUACGCGCUGCAGCGUACGAAGAGAGAGAGAGAGAGAGAGAGAGAGAGAGAGAGAGAGAGAGGAGAGAAAUGGCGAAGGGGCGAACGGAGAUGGAGGUGGGAGACGAUGGCGUCGCCGUGAUCACCAUCGUCAACCCCCCCGUCAAUUCCCUCUCCAUCGAUGUAUUAUCAAGUCUAAAAGACAGUUAUGAAGAAGCUCUGCGAAGAAAUGAUGUUAAAGCUAUAGUUGUUACAGGGGCUGGAGGGAAAUUUUCUGGAGGAUUUGAUAUUACUGCCUUUGGUGAUAUUCAAGGAGGAAAGAUGGAGCAACCAAAGGUUGGCUAUAUUUCAAUGGAUAUCAUCACUGAUACCUUAGAAGGGGCGAAAAAGCCAUCAGUGGCUGCUAUUGAUGGCCUAGCUCUGGGUGGAGGAUUAGAAGUUGCAAUGGCAUGCCAUGGACGAAUUUCAACUUCGACUGCUCAAUUAGGCUUGCCAGAACUGCAACUUGGAGUAAUUCCAGGAUUUGGAGGAACCCAACGACUUCCUCGGCUUGUUGGACUCACAAAAGCUCUUGAAAUGAUAUUGUUGUCCAAGCCAAUAAAAGGCAAAGAAGCUUAUGAAUUGGGUCUUGUUGAUGCCUUGGUCUCAUCUAACGAACUGGUGAAGACCGCUCGUCGUUGGGCUCUCGAUAUUGCCGAGUGUAGAAAACCGUGGAUUAAGAGUCUUUACAAAACCGAUAAAUUAGAACCACUUGGUGAGGCUAAGGAGAUUCUCAAGUUUGCAAGAGCUCAAGCUCAAAAACAAGCUGCCAAUUUUCAACAUCCGCUAGUUUGUAUUGAUGUUAUCGAAGAGGGUAUAGUAUCAGGACCGCGUGCAGGACUUUGGAAGGAAGCAAAUGCUUUCCAGUCGCUUCUUUUCUCUGACACGUGUAGAUGCUUGGUUCAUGUCUUCUUUGCUCAACGAGCAACAUCAAAGGUUCCUGGGGUUACCGACUUGGGUUUGAUGCCCAGAAAGGUAACCAAAGUUGCUAUUCUUGGGGGAGGACUUAUGGGUUCUGGAAUUGCUACUGCGCUGAUUCUGAGCAAUUAUCCAGUGAUACUGAAAGAAGUAAAUGAAAACUUUCUUAAAGCAGGGAUUGAAAGAGUCAAAGCAAAUUUACAAAGCCGCGUCAAGAAAGGGAAGAUGACUGAGGAGAAAUAUGAGGGGACUCUUUCUCGACUCACAGGUGUUCUUGAUUAUGAUCGUUUCAAAGAAGUGGAGCUAGUCAUUGAGGCGGUGAUUGAAAAUGUGUCAUUGAAGCAGCAAAUAUUUGCUGAUUUAGAAAAAUAUUGCUCUCCCCAUUGCAUACUUGCUACAAACACCUCAACAAUAGAUUUGAAUCUAAUUGGAGAAAGAACAAAGUCUCAAGAUAGAAUUGUUGGUGCACAUUUCUUCAGUCCUGCUCAUAUAAUGCCACUCCUAGAAAUAGUCCGGACUCAGAGGACUUCUCCACAAGUUGUCGUUGACUUACUGGAUAUUGGCAAGAAGAUUCGUAAAACACCAAUAGUAGUCGGGAACUGUACCGGCUUUGCUGUCAAUAGGAUGUUCUUCCCUUAUACUCAGUCAGCGCUCUUGCUCGUCGACCGUGGUCUAGAUGUCUAUGAGAUCGAUCGUGCUUGCACUAAAUUUGGAAUGCCAAUGGGCCCUUUCAGAGUGGCGGAUUUGGUUGGUUUCGGGGUUGCUGUAGCCACGGGUAUGCAGUACCUUGAGAACUUUCCAGAAAGAGUUUAUAAAUCAAUGUUGAUAUCAAUUAUGCUCGAGGACAAACGAGCAGGUGAAGCAACUCGAAAAGGGUUCUAUAAGUACGAUGAAAAGCGUAAGGCAAGUCCGGAUCCUGAAAUAGCAAAGUACAUUGAGAAGUCAAGGAAUAUGCAAGGCACCACCCCAGAUCCUGAGCUAAUGAAGUUAGCAGAUAAAGAUAUAGUAGAGAUGGUGUUCCUUCCUGUUGUCAACGAGGCGUGCCGUGUUCUUGAUGAGGGCAUUGCUGUAAAAGCAUCCGACCUCGACAUUGCUUCGGUUAUGGGCAUGGGAUUCCCCCCUUACAGGGGCGGCGUAAUGUUUUGGGCUGACUCUCUUGGAGUGAAAUACAUCUACUCAAAAUUGGAGGAGUGGUCGAAUCGAUACGGUGACUUCUUCAAGCCGUGUUCUUAUUUAGCAGAAAGAGCUGGAAAAGGCAUUCCGCUGAGUGCCCCGGCAAUGCCAAGCCAAACGUCGCGGUUGUAGAUCGGCUUGUUAGUGAUUUUAUCCCUUUCCAUAUCCUAUUAUAAAAAGGAAAGCAAAUAAUAUUAAAAAGAUUGAGAUAGUUAUAAUAGAGUGUUUUUAGGCCUUUAAAUUACAUAUUUAAACAGUUCCAUGAAAGAGGUGCCCCAUAAUUCAUAGUUUAGUGUGGAUAGUUGGCAAUGCAUUGUAACAGUUAUCAGCUUUAGUAAAGAGCUAUACUAAAUUUGUAUCUUCAUGUUGGUAUAAAAAAUGGGAUAAGUUGAGUUAUUGCUUACCACCUCUAAUGUA
Molecule: messenger RNA, 2580 nt
Organism: Ananas comosus (pineapple)
Lineage: Eukaryota; Viridiplantae; Streptophyta; Magnoliopsida; Poales; Bromeliaceae
Product: glyoxysomal fatty acid beta-oxidation multifunctional protein MFP-a-like
Exons: 18
Coding region: 124-2295 (723 amino acids)
Biological process (GO): fatty acid beta-oxidation
Cellular component (GO): peroxisome
Molecular function (GO): (3S)-3-hydroxyacyl-CoA dehydrogenase (NAD+) activity; NAD+ binding
Source: RefSeq, a predicted model, not a curated record